AUACAGCAUUAUUCUUCUAUGUUCAUAUAAGUAAUAUCAACUCAUGGUCACCACCGCUAGUUCAUAUCAGUCGAUUGAAUAAAUCGGUAUAGAUAAAAGAUUUGAUAUUUCGCAACGAUUAUGCAUUUAUAUAUGAACAUGUGUAUUUAAGUUAUAUUAUAUAUAUAAAUUAAUACGUUAUUAUAAAGUUAUUAUAAAGAUAAAAUAUAAAUAUUUUAUAAUAUUAUUUAAAAAUAUUUAUAAUAUACAAUGCGACUAUCAAAGUUAAAGGAUUUGAUAAGUGAUUUACCCAAAGGUCCUUUGGAUAAAUAUAGAAUACGUGCUAGGUUUGAUUGGAAAUUAUUAAAAUUAAAUUUAGAAGGGGAAGAAGGUAUCAGACAACAGAACAAAAUUUGGUCAUUUAUUAAGGAUAAUUCACUAUUUAAAGCAAAUUAUAACUCCUUAACAUUAGAUGAAAGCCGUAGAAUUUGUACAGCUCAAAUUCGUGCACUUCUAGACAAUGAAAUUAAUCCAUUUACAUGUGGAAGUUGGUUCAAUAUACUUUUUCAAUACGACGCAUCAAUACCAGUCAAAAUGAGUGUCAUGCAUGGAAUGGUUCCAAAUACUGUUUUCACUUUAGGUACAGAACGUCAUAUGGAUAUUCUACACAAAUUUUCCAAUCUGGAAUAUUUUGGUGCCUUUGCUUUAACUGAAAUAUCUCAUGGAACAAAUGCGAAAGGUAUGAGAACUACUGCAACGUACGAUGUUAAUAAAAAAACCUUCUGUUUACAUUCACCAGAUUUUGAAGCUGCAAAAUGCUGGGUUGGUGGUUUAGGAAAGACUGCUACACAUGCUAUUCUUUUUGCACAAUUGAUUACGCCAGAUAAAGUAAAUCAUGGUCUUCAUCCUUUUAUUGUACCUAUACGAGAUCUUGAUACCCAUUUAGCGUUACCUGGUGUAACUGUUGGAGAUUUAGGCGAGAAAAUUGCACUUAAUGGAGUGGACAAUGGUUUUGUAAUAUUUAAUAAUUAUCACAUUCCACGGACAUAUUUAUUAAAUCGAACGGCUGAUGUUACCGAAGAUGGACAAUACGUAUCAUCCUUUAAAGAUAAAAAUAAAAGAUUUGGUGCAUCGUUUGGUGCAUUGUCAAUAGGACGUUUUAAUAUUACAUGGAUAUGUUCGAGUUUUCUUAAUCUUGCAGUAGUCAUAGCAUUACGAUAUUGCGCAGUUAGAAAACAAUUCGGUCCAUCGGAAAAUGAAGAGUGGCCUGUAAUAGAGUAUCAAGCACAGCAAGCUAGAUUAUUUCCUCACGUAGCGUCUGCAUAUGCAGUAAAGAUAUUCUCGCAAAAAUAUUGUGAAAUUAUAAAUAAUUUUCAAAUAAAACUUGUUAGUGGAGAAGAUCGUAAUAAACUUCAUUUAGAAGGUAUUGAGUUGCAUGCUUUAUCUUCAGCUACAAAACCAUUGUGUUCAUGGAUUGCACGAGAUGCUAUUCAAGAUUGUAGAGAGUCAUGUGGUGGUCAUGGAUAUUUAAAGAUGUCACGUUUAGGAGAUAUACGAGCCAAUCAUGAUGCAAAUUGUACUUACGAAGGUGAAAAUAAUGUACUCAUUCAACAAUCAAGUAACUGGUUGUUGAGUCAAUGGUCUUGUCUGUUAAAUGGAAAAGCUAUUUCAUCUCCAUUUGGAACAAUAGAUUUCUUAGUAGAUAGUAAACAUAUCCUAAAACAAAAAUUUAAUUGCAGGACAAUCGAAGAAACGAUAAGUCUCGAAAAUUUAUUAUUUUCACUUAAAUGGUUAUUAUGUUAUUAUUUAAAAAAAACAAAUAAACGUGUACAAGAUCUUAAAGAAGACGGGUAUACUGAUUUUAUAGUGCGAAACGAUUCACAACUAUUUUUUGCACGAACAUUGUCUCUUAUAUAUGGAGAAUAUGUUUUACUUAAAACUUUCAUCGAUUGUAUAAAAGAACCUAUCUGGAGAACGGAAGAAUAUGAGGUACUCAGAAAGCUGUGUUCUUUGUUUGGAUCAACGAUUUUGGAGAAGAGAUUGGUGGAUUUGUAUGCUGGUGGUUAUGCAUCGGUCGAUAGUAAUAUAGACGAUAAAUUGCGUCAAGGUAUUAUAAUGUUAUGCAAAGAUUUAUUGGAAGAUGCUGUGGCUUUAGCAGAUGUAUUAGCACCACCUGAUUAUAUUGUUAACUCACCACUAGGAAUGGCUGAUGGGAAUGUAUAUAAACACAUCCAGGAGAAGAUUUUUCAAAAUAAGGAAAAUUUAGAACGUCCUACCUGGUGGAGAGAAAUAUUAUCAUCUAAAUUAUGAU
This is a messenger RNA of Vespula pensylvanica (western yellowjacket), 2290 nucleotides long. Its product is annotated as peroxisomal acyl-coenzyme A oxidase 3-like. The transcript is spliced from 12 exons. NCBI's taxonomy places the organism in Eukaryota, Metazoa, Arthropoda, Insecta, Hymenoptera, Vespidae. Gene Ontology annotation, biological process: lipid homeostasis; fatty acid beta-oxidation using acyl-CoA oxidase. Gene Ontology annotation, cellular component: peroxisome. The record is from RefSeq and is a predicted model, not a curated record. Bases 250 to 2289 code for a protein of 679 amino acids. Gene Ontology annotation, molecular function: pristanoyl-CoA oxidase activity; fatty acid binding; FAD binding.